Messenger RNA from Parasteatoda tepidariorum (common house spider), 642 nucleotides. The record is from RefSeq and is a predicted model, not a curated record. Lineage: Eukaryota; Metazoa; Arthropoda; Arachnida; Araneae; Theridiidae.
AUGAAUGGAAAUGAAAAGCUUAAACCACUAGUGAUAGGCAAGAGUAAAAGGCCACGCUGUUUUAAAAACGUUAAAUCUCUGCCAGUUGAAUAUGAAGCAAAUUCAAAUGCAUGGAUGACUACAAUGAUUUGGGAACGGCAUAUCCACGCGAUCAAUUAUGUGCAUAGAAGUUGGAGCUCAGUUUCUACGCAAACUGUUUUUAAUUGCUUCAGACACGCGGGAUUUGUAGCCGAUGCAGAAUCCGAAGAUAUCCUCUGUGAAGAAGUCGACCCCGAGCUCUUAGAAAAUUUGCUGCAAGUUGUUAAUGAAAAAGGUUGCAGUGUCAAUGACGUAAAUGCAUUUGUCGAUAUUGACAAUGACAUCACUAUUUGUUCACAAGCGACUGUAAAAGAUUUAACUUCAGAAUUUUUAGAUGAAAAACAACACAGUUCCAGCAAGGAUAGUGAGAAUUCGUGUGGAAUUCCGCCCAGCAAGACUGAAACAUUAGAAGCCUUAGAGAAAAUUAGACGAUAUUUAACAUCAAUUGAAGGCACAACAGAGGAAGAUUUCAAGGCGCUGAUGAUAUUGGAAAAGAAGUUUAACAGCAAUCAACAAUUCCUGCAUCAAUCCACUAUGUUAAGCUAUUUUAAUGAUCAGAAAUAA